Messenger RNA from Emiliania huxleyi CCMP1516, 1938 nucleotides. RefSeq lists its product as hypothetical. The transcript has 6 exons. The coding region runs from base 1 to 1938 and encodes 645 amino acids. Gene Ontology annotation, molecular function: protein binding. The record is from RefSeq and is a predicted model, not a curated record. Lineage: Eukaryota; Haptophyta; Isochrysidales; Noelaerhabdaceae.
AUGGACGCGGGCGAGGCCGGCGAGAGCGCGAUGGCGGCCGCCGCCGCCACUGGACAAGCGGAGGAGGUCGACGCGCCUCCUGCGUGCGGCGUGAAGAGGGACCGCCCUUCAGCGGUCCGCCCCUCUGAUGCGGACAGCCCGGGAAGGUCCUCCCCGCUGAUGCGCGCCUCCGAGGAGGGCGACGCGCGCACGGCCACCAAGCUCCUUGAGAGCGGCGCGGUGGCCGAUGCCAAGGAUGCCGAUGGCUACACUGCGCUGACACGUGCCGCCGAGAAGGGCGACUUGGCGGAGGUGGAGGCGCUGCUGGACAGCGGGGUGGACCACCGAGCCGCUCUCAAGGCACUGCUGCGCGCCGUGAAGCACGGCUCCACGCCAGUGGCGCAAGCCAAGGAGCCCGAGGCGCGGGUCAGGGAGCCCGAGGCGGGCGGCGAGGAGAUGGAGGUGGACGAGAUCGAGCCGACUGGGGCGGAGACGGCCGCUGCGGUGGCGGCGAGCGGGGGGAUUGGCAGCUCGGCCGCGGCGCCCGACUCCGGCACGGGCGCCGCCUCGAGCACGGGUGCGGGGACGUCAGCCGACGGGGCGGCGCCCCUGGCGGGUCCGCCGCCGCUGCGGCGGCCGCCAUGGGUACGGGAGAGAGUGAACGGGUUCUCCUGUUUCUUCUCGUUCAGCGCGCCGGACGAUGUUGAGGACGGCAUGUUCGACGACUACUACGAGCCCGUGGACUCCGGCAGAGGCCGCCCUCCGCUCGUGCACGCCUUGACCGAGUCCAUCGGCCCCUGCGCUCACUACGACGAGGACGAUCUGAUGUGCGAGUUGUACACCGUCGACAGCGUGGUGUGGGUGACGUCGAUCGUGCUGUCGGAGAGCCCCGAGGGCGCCACCCACAUCGCGACCGUCGCGAAGCAGCCGAGCUUCCUCGCGAGCGUGGCGGAGAAGCUCGAGGUGGACUCUGCUGGGCUCCACUUUGUCGAGCAGCCCUCCACGGCGGGCCCGGACGGCAGCGAGUUUUCCCCGACCGGCCGGGUGACGCAGCUCCGGCCGGUCGGCGCGGGGAAGGGCGCGCCCUACCAGGUGCUGCUCGACGACGGCCGGUACGUGUACCCGCGGGAGGACGACGAAGAGUACAUCAAGAAUGCUGCCGGGCCGCCGGGCCGCCGACCGGGUGCGGAGCGGCUCGAUCGGCUCGUCGUGGGGAGGGCGAGCGCGCGAUUGGGCGUCGCCGCCAUCGACAAGUGGCGCGAGCUGCUGAUGCGCGCGGGCGUGUGCGAGGACGAGCCCGCCGCGGGCGACACCAGGCUGGUGACUGUCGGUGAGUACUCGCACCACGCCAUCCUCUACUCGCGCUUGCACGGCGCGCACGAGGCGCUGGUGGACUUUCUGAUCGAGAUCACCGACCCCGGGAUGGAUACUGCGGAGGUGUGGCAGCGCGGGCACGUGGAGCGGUACGACGAGUGGCCCCUCGACCGGCGCGACGUGGCGGUGGAGUGGCUGGAGUGGCUGCUCCGGCCGGACGAGCGGCGGGCUGGCUUCCCCGCUCUGUGCGGGUUUAUCGCGCACGAGAAUGGCCUGUCGCGCGAGGAGCACAUUGCCCGCGACGACGCCGGUCGCUACAGCCUGGUGAGGGCGGCGGACGACGCGCUGAGCGGGUAUGUGCACGAGCUCGUGUCAGACGGUAAGAUGGAGAGUUUGCCGGGCAUGGACUCCCCCGGCUGCGCCAUCUGCCCGCGCGCGGUGCGGAGCUGCGCAAGUCUCGGCGUCGCACUCCUCGACGACCUCAAGCUGCGCGCGCGCUCUGCAGUGCGCGCCGCGUCAGCGCCCGACGCCCGCGCCGGCCUCGCGGGCCAUGGCGGCGGGGGAGGCCUCGAGUCGGCGCGGAAACGAAUCUGCGAGGAGGCGUGGCCGCUCAUGCGGCCCGAUGGGGAGGAGGGGAAGACGUAG